UCCGUCCCGUGUAGACGUGUAGCCCCGCGUUCGGGAAAUGUGCUUGAUUUGGUCACUGUAAACAUGUAUCGUGUGGGAAAUAGUCAGAGUAGAAUAACAUGCGCGCUUGCGGUGUUAUUGAGCAUCAUCAGCAGUACUUACAGCUUGCAUCUGAAAGGCGUAUGGAACACGGAGGAUGAGUUUUUCCAUUUCCUUGCAAAAUUUGGCUUUCAAAAAACGACUCCCCACGAAAGAGAACUUACCGAGGGCUUCAUCUUCGGAAAUGUUACAUCCUUGGGGAGCAGUGUGGCUCCCGGCGGCCAAGGGAUGCUGGUGCUCCUCCCGAGACAGUAUUUUGUGGACUUCUACAGGAACAGAACCAAGGCCGCGACUGACCCUGACCUCGCUUGCCAACUCAUGUUCAAGGAGGUGCAGAAGGAGGCGUACGAUGCCAAGUGCCACGAUGCCGGGCGCGAGGACUUCCUCAGGCACCUGCCAUGCCCCAAGGACGGCCUGUGCCCCGACGAGGACAACCCCGAUAACGUGGUGCCCAACAAUCAGCUCACUUACGCUAUCCAGGACAUCAAUAAUCCGAGGUUCUGGUACCUGAGCCUGGUCGCAUGUGUCCGCAACUCCUCUUGCUCCUGGCAGCAUGUACGUAAACCUGUGAGAAUGGAGUAUGAUAUAAAUAUUGUCAAUGGCAAUCCUAAUGGUGCAGACCACAACCCUUUUGAGUACCACUUCUCUUUUGACAAGCAGGACACAGUAGAAAUAUAUCUGGUAUGUGUGGUACUCUAUGGCUUUUUGUUGGUGCCACUACAGGUGUAUGCAGCAUGUCGCCAGAUCCACCCCAUCACCCGCCUGUUCACAGCCACCCUCAUCAUGCAACUUGCGGGCCUUCUCUUUGAUACGCUGCACCUGCUAGUGUUUUCCUUUGAUGGGGAAGGCAGUGAAGGAGUGAAUAUCGUGGGUGACCUCUUCAACAUUUUGGCACAGUCAUUGUUUAUGAUGUUACUACUGCUGCUGGCCAAAGGAUGGGCUAUCACGCGCAUGAUGCUGACUCAACGUCUCCUCCUGUUCUCACUCUGGGCACUCUACUCCAUCCUAAUCCUCACACUUUACUUCUGGAAUAUGAUGGAGGUGGAUGUAAUAGAAGACAUAGACGAGUAUCAGACGUGGCCAGGGUGGUUAACCUUGGCAUUGCGCGUACUUAUAAUGAUAUGGUUCCUGGUUGAACUGCGCAACACGAUGACCUAUGAGCAUAAUUCCAACAAACUUCAUUUCUUCCUGCACUUUGGGGCUGCUUCUCUUGUCUGGUUUAUUUACUUACCUGUUGUGGCUCUGAUUGCUCUACAGGUGUCCCCACUUUGGAGAUACAAACUCUUGUUAGGUUUCACAUACUCAGCUGAUUUACUAGCCCACUCAUUCAUGACCUAUAUGCUGUGGCCUGAGCGGUCAGAGCAGUAUCUUCUCCUUGCGCAUGAAGCAGACCUCUCAGAUGAACUGGAUGAGUUCAAUGAAGCACCACACAUCAUCAACCACUCCUCACCAUCACUCCUCACCCCAAUGUUUGACUAUGACACUGAACCACUCAAGAUCAACACCUGAAAACCAGACAGAACACAUGGUGCCAAAGUAACUUGUAUAGUGUUACAGUUGCCAGUAGAAUAGAGAUAUUUUUUAGCUGUAUCUUCUGAAAUGAUCCUGCGUUAUAAGCAGAUGGUUAGUAAUAAGAUAUAUAGUUGAAUUCCUUCAUUCACAGUGGAAGAUGUUGCACACACCAUGCAUUCACAGAGUAUUAUUUUGUUGUUUCUCUUCCCUUUGUUGUACUGCUGAACAGAUUCUCAAGACAUUUGUCUUUUGUGCACUGGUUGUAAGGUACAGUAUUUAUUAUAGACCAAAGAAAUAUAUAAAUUGGCUCUAAGAGAGUGCAUAAGUAUUUUUUUCUUCAAG
This is a messenger RNA of Penaeus indicus, 1932 nucleotides long. RefSeq lists its product as uncharacterized. Gene Ontology annotation, biological process: G protein-coupled receptor signaling pathway; response to pheromone. NCBI's taxonomy places the organism in Eukaryota, Metazoa, Arthropoda, Malacostraca, Decapoda, Penaeidae. Bases 64 to 1587 code for a protein of 507 amino acids. The transcript has 8 exons. The record is from RefSeq and is a predicted model, not a curated record.